Scaptodrosophila lebanonensis is the source of this 1423-nucleotide messenger RNA. RefSeq names its product trimeric intracellular cation channel type 1B.1. The transcript is spliced from 3 exons. The record is from RefSeq and is a predicted model, not a curated record. Gene Ontology annotation, cellular component: membrane. NCBI's taxonomy places the organism in Eukaryota, Metazoa, Arthropoda, Insecta, Diptera, Drosophilidae. Bases 123 to 959 code for a protein of 278 amino acids. Gene Ontology annotation, molecular function: potassium channel activity; identical protein binding. Gene Ontology annotation, biological process: potassium ion transmembrane transport.
AAAAGUGCCAAAAUUCGUAGUGGUAGAUCCCUCAAUAUAUUUUGAGUUAUUUUCGGACUGCUUUUGGAGCCAGCACUCUCUGUGCUGAAAGAGAUAGAGAGAGAGAGAAGGCAAAGUAGGACAUGAUGAACACGCAUCUGAUUCUAAAACAUUUUCCCAACCACAUACUUUUCCGCCUGCUGCACUAUUCACUAAUUGCGGCACAAUUGCGCGACGAGGUGGGCAGUGAAGUGGCGUCCAUUAAGCCACGCUAUGCCCAAGAAUGGCAACCUUUUUCCCUCUGGCUCAUUAACAUGUUGCUGGCCUAUGCCGGCGAUAUCAUAGCGAACAUUAUGUUGGGCACCCUGCCCCUAGAGCCGCUGUGCUCCGGCCACGAUGUGCUCUUCUGCACGCUCACCUGGUACGUCAUCUUCUACUGCCCCUUUAAUCUGGGCUAUGCGCUAGCACGUACGGCUACUUUUCGGAUUCUGGCAACGACCAUAACGGCCAUCAGUCAAGUGCUGCUCAUUGACAAGGGUGUUAAUAUGGCGGGCCGGGUCUACGACAAUGCUGUGGUGCCCAUGAUUGUGAUUGGCACUGUCAUGGGCAGUGGUGCGGAGUUGCUUAAGCCAGUGGCAUCGAUUCUCAUUAACAAAUGCCAGCACAACAAUGCGGCUUACGUCAAACUGACUACAAACUCCAAGCUGGCCCUGUGCAUUUCUGGGCUGUAUGCGCUCCAAGUAAAUCGGAGUAAUUUACUGCUCGGCCUCACACAUCAUCAGCUGCAAAUCUAUUUGCUGAUCAUACUCAUGACGUUCAAAUACAUGUCGCUGGCCUAUCGAAUGGAUCACAUGAUCUGGUUAAUAGAGGCGAGACUGCGUUAUGCACUUUUCGGCGGCUUCUAUUCAGACUUGAGCAAAUUUUUUAAACGACCACCUCUCGACAGACGGUCAAGAAGAUCGUUUUCAAAGUUUGAUUAAAGCUGAAUAGAAGCGGCGCCGAUAUAUUGACAGAAGUGCACCCUUCACUGGAGCACUAGGCCGACUGAUGUUUUCUUGCCUGAUCAAGCAUCGUUAGGCUAAUAGGCGGCUUGUAACUUAACCCAGCAAGAGCUCAAAAGAUGUGUUGCAUGACUUGACCGCACCCCAGGGAUUGUCAGCGCUCAGGCUCAGGUUACAUAAGAAUGCACCGCGUGCGACACUAAGUGGCUUACCAGAGUGAGGAGACACAAACGAGGUCCGAAGGAACGGGUUAACAAAUGUUGAAGUUGCAAGUGUUGUUGUACAAAAUGGCACGAAAAUAAUGUGAGAACUUUCGAUGAAGAAGUGCGGGAUAAGGAAUACAAUAAGGAACUUAAGCUCGAAAUUUAAUUUAAUUUCACUUCGUGAUUUUUUUUAAUAUGGAUGAAUUAUUUAUUUUACUGAAAUACAUAAAUGUAGCAAAA